Molecule: messenger RNA, 2450 nt
Organism: Phoenix dactylifera (date palm)
Lineage: Eukaryota; Viridiplantae; Streptophyta; Magnoliopsida; Arecales; Arecaceae
Product: protein indeterminate-domain 7-like
Cellular component (GO): nucleus
Molecular function (GO): DNA-binding transcription factor activity
Source: RefSeq, a predicted model, not a curated record
CGUGGACGAAACAUAAACAUAAACAUAAACAUAAACAUGAACUGAAUAAUAAAAGCAAGAUGUCUGAAUGACCGAAACAAAAGAGAAUCCCAAUGUCCCAUUGGAAAGAUUGAAAGACAAUGAAACCAGCAAAUCCAUGCAUAUAUAUGAACUGAUGUCCAAUCUAUGAGCUAGCAGCUACUAAGAUCUUAGCAAAGAAAAAGGAUGUGUGGUUGCAAAAAGGAAACCUCGGGUUAAUUGGUAAGUGAGGGCAUCAAUCAAUGGGUCAAUCAUGCUUGUGGUGGGCUACAAAAAAAAAGCAUGUGGAUGCAAGUCUGAUCUGCUUUUAACCCCUUUCCAAAGCUUGCUAAGCCUCCCUUAAGCUCCCAAGUAAACAAAUACUUCUUUCUAAAAACACCCCCUCCAAUCAAGUCCCUUUUACAAAACAUAAAGUCUCAAACAUGUUUGAAACAAAUGGUGGGAUUCCUGGCCUUGGGAGGCCGAAGCUCAUCCACAUUUUACUUUGUGCACCUCUCUCUCUCUCUCUCCCUCCCUCUCUCCCUCUCUCUCUCACACACACACACACUAACACACACAGAGAGAGAGAGUGGCCAUUUUCUGCACUCAACUGGUUUCUUUUGCUUUCUGGGUCUUUCUCUAAUUUGCCAGCCCUUCUCUCCCGAAUCUCCAACAGCAAUAAUAGCUCGGUCUCAUAACAGAAAAAGAAAGCUCACCACCUUCAGGACCGAGUUCCUAAAAUCUCUCGGUGCUAUCCCUUUCAGCACAAGAGAGAGAAAGGGAGUUGAAUUAUGGAAGAGUACCAUCCAUCACGAAGUGUCUCCUGUGCCACUCCAUGAAGUGACAAGAUAAAGUCAAGUCAAGUUUUUAUUCUCUCCACUCUUCUCAUACAUGCACAGUCUCUCUCUGCAUCUGUCUCUCCUCAAGGAGCUUUAGGCCUAGAGAUAAGAACACGGAAGAAACCAGAUACUACUGUUUGAGCCCUUUUUCUUCCAGCACAGGUGAAAGAAAACGAACAAAAAAAAGAAAAGCUUCCCAUGUUCCCAUCGGGCACCAUGUCCAACUGCACCUCCAUGUCUGAAGAAGCCAGUGUUUCUUCUGAUACCAGAGCCCAUGACUACAAUAAUAGUUUGAGCUCUCUGUGCGCACCCAUAUCUCCUCCGUAUCGCCAACAACAGCAACAAGAGCCACAACCAAAGGCUAAGAAGAAGAGAAGCCAGCCUGGGAACCCAGACCCAGAUGCUGAAGUGAUUGCUUUGUCCCCAAAGACCCUGAUGGCUACCAAUAGAUUUGUGUGUGAGAUAUGUAACAAGGGUUUUCAGAGGGAUCAGAACCUCCAGCUCCACAGGAGGGGCCACAACCUGCCAUGGAAGCUGAGACAGAAGAGCAGCAAGGAGGGGGUGAGGAAGAGGGUGUAUGUGUGCCCAGAGGCAUCCUGUAUCCACCACCACCCUUCCAGGGCCCUUGGGGACCUCACAGGGAUCAAGAAGCACUACAGUAGGAAGCAUGGGGAGAAGAAGUGGAAGUGUGAGAAGUGCUCCAAGAGAUAUGCUGUGCACUCUGACUGGAAGGCCCAUGCGAAGACCUGUGGGACAAGGGAGUAUAGAUGUGAUUGUGGUGCCCUCUUCUCUAGGAAGGACAGCUUCAUCACCCAUAGAGCCUUUUGUGAUGCCUUGGCAGAGGAGAGUGCAAGACUCAUGGCCACCAACACCGAUGCCACCAAGAUGACUACUUCGAUCUCCCCUCCACUCCUCAACCCUCCUCUCUUCCUCCCCUUCUCCUCUUGGGACUCCCUCCCAAACCCUAACCCUAACUUUAACACUAGUACUCCAUAUCAACUCAAGCCUGAGAACACCCUAGCCUCCCUCCCCCACCCUUAUUACCUCCACCACCUCCCAACCGCCACCUCCCCCUACCUGUCGGCCACUUCCCUCCUCCAAAAAGCCUCCACCAUGGGCCCCACAACCACCACCACGACUACCGGCUCCGCCACCAUCUCCACCGCCGCCGGCGGCCAGAUGGGCAGCUCGAUGUUCGACGCUGGGCAUCCGUCCGCAUGGCAGAGGAGCGACGGCCCGACCAGGGACUUCCUCGGGGUGGUGGCCAGCGAGACCGGCGAGGAGGAGCUGCUCUCCCUAACCGGAGCCCUCGGCCUGGAUCUGGUGACCGCCGCCUCCUGCGACCGCGGUGACCACGCCAAGCACUUGGCCGGGUUCCCUCCGGUCCCCGGGACGUGGGGUGACCGUCGAGCUCAUUCCUAUGCCCCUCGUUUUGGGGAGGAGUAUCCAGGAUGAUGCCACCCGCCCAGAAUUCAUCUCUUUUCUUUUGUGAAUUUUAUUCUACUCUACUUUUUAAGUUUAUAUAUUGCUAGAACCAAUGGAAGGCAUAUCGUGAAAUAUCGUAUGAAUUUUAUUAUUUGAUUUUUAUAAGUUUUUCUCUGGAUAAUUAUAGAA